UCGUCUCGCGUGGUUUCAUCAAUAAAUCCUUAAUCAGCGGAGACACCGGGCUCAUGAACACCGCGGUCUGAAAACUCUGACAUUAGAGAACAGAUGGGCGGGAGCUGAGACAACAGAAGGACAAAGUGACAGAUAGAGCAUAUCCAUGGACGUCGUCUCGCUUCCCGGGUUGGAGAUGACGGAUGAGACGUGGGAGAACGGCAGCUUCGGCAGCCCCACACCCAUACUCCCUCUGUUUCUGCUCAUGUUCAACGACAGCGAUCUAAAUGAGACGUUUUAUAACUCCACCAACUCCCUGAACGCCUCCAACUCCAGCGUCCCCUCAGGUCCCAGCGUGGCAGGCGUCCUCAUACCGCUCAUAUACAUAAUCGUGUGUAUCAUCGGCCUGGGCGGAAACACUUUAGUGAUUCACAUCGUGUUGCACUACUCGAAGAUCGAGUCAGUGACCAACAUCUACAUCCUCAACCUAGCUAUCGCCGAUGAGCUGUUCAUGCUCGGCCUGCCGUUCCUGGCGGUCCAGAACACGCUGCAGUCGUGGCCGUUUGGCUCCUUCAUGUGCCGUCUGGUGAUGACGGUCGACUCCAUCAACCAGUUCACCAGCAUCUUCUGCCUGACUGUGAUGAGCAUCGAUCGCUACCUCGCCGUUGUCCACCCGAUUCGGUCCUCAAAGUGGCGGCGCCCUCAGGUGGCCAAAACAGUGAACGGCACCGUCUGGGCUCUCUCGUUUCUUGUCGUUCUGCCCGUGGUGAUCUUCGCCAACAUCCAGAAGAAGGGAGGGACCUGCAACAUCGCCUGGCCACAGCCGGCCAACAUCUGGGAGGCGGCCUUCAUCAUUUACACCUCCACGGUUGGAUUCUUCUGCCCGCUUCUCAUCAUCUGCCUCUGCUACCUGCUCAUCGUCUUCAAGGUCCGAAGCUCGGGCAAGAAGGUCCACGCCACCUCCACCAAGCGCAGGAAGUCUGAGAGGAAAGUGACGCGGAUGGUUGUGAUUGUUGUCGCCGUGUUCGUCUUCUGCUGGCUGCCUUUCUACGCCCUCAACAUCAUCAACCUGCUGGUGUCCCUCCCGCCAGAGUACCAGGGUCUGUACUAUUUUGUCGUCGUGCUCGGCUAUGCCAACAGCUGCGCCAACCCAAUCGUCUAUGGAUUCCUGUCAGACAACUUUAAGAGGGGUUUCCGGAAAGCGCUCUGCCGCUCCACAAGGAAGGUGGAGAGUCACGAGCCCAUGGAGUGCCAGCAGCAGCAGAAGGAGGGCCGGGCAGCGCUCAUGCCCAGGGAGAGCCUGAGACGGGCGAUCAGGGACGAAGAGGACGACGACGACGACGACGUCUCAGAAAUGACUGAGAUUUACAGGAUCACCCAGAACGGCAACAGCAGCUUCCAGCCGCAGAGCUCGCAGCCACUGUUGCCGGAUAAAGGAGCGACUCCCGGAGCGACGCAGCUGUCAUCCCCGGACAGGAAGGACAAGUCAGGGGACAUAAAGGGGAAAGAUCCCGCCAACGGGUCCACACUGACAGUACCGUUGCUCCUCAAUGGAACCAAAAACGGGAACAUUAAAACUCUACCAGAGGAAAACUUGGAACAGAGCACCUCACUGGAGAUAAGUUACUUAUAGUGUAAAAGAUGUUGCUUUAAGUAUUAUUACAACACACUGAGGAACCCAUUAAAGUAUAUUUAUACAUAUAUUUAAAAUGAGAACUUUUUAAAAAAAAAACAGGCCUUAAAAUUGCAUUUUUUGAUCAAUGGACUGGAAAUUUGUUUAACAUUUGAAAGACUUGAUAAAGUUUUACCAACAUAUAGAAUGUAUCCUGUUUAUAUUGUGUACAUAUGCAUGAAUAUGAAUGUGCAAAGUUGUGCCUUUUAUGACAUUUAUCUUGUUGAUUAUUGUACUUUUUAUUCCAUAAUGUGACAAUCACUUGCUCAAAUUGGACUGUAUUUAAGCUCAAAUCAACAUUCACAACAUUGAUAUACUUUAGUAAUCCCAUGGCUGUAUUUCCAUCUGAAAUAAUUGUUUAUAAAUGUUUUAAGGGAUUAUGUUUGUAAGUAGUUUGGAGGCUGUUGAGG
Messenger RNA from Centropristis striata (black sea bass), 2061 nucleotides. RefSeq names its product somatostatin receptor 3 (gene sstr3a). The record is from RefSeq and is a predicted model, not a curated record. Gene Ontology annotation, biological process: neuropeptide signaling pathway. NCBI's taxonomy places the organism in Eukaryota, Metazoa, Chordata, Actinopteri, Perciformes, Serranidae. Gene Ontology annotation, molecular function: neuropeptide binding; somatostatin receptor activity. The transcript has 2 exons. The coding region runs from base 146 to 1612 and encodes 488 amino acids. Gene Ontology annotation, cellular component: membrane; neuron projection.